Prunus armeniaca (apricot) is the source of this 495-nucleotide messenger RNA. The record is from the annotation of a GenBank genome assembly. Lineage: Eukaryota; Viridiplantae; Streptophyta; Magnoliopsida; Rosales; Rosaceae.
AUGUCUGAGCCCUCCAAGCAGUUGGUAGUUCUGGCACCUAAGGAUCAACCACACCAACCGAAAAAGGUUUACUUCGAUUGUCGCCAUCGGAUUAACGACCGGGAAGCCGAAAGACAGAGAUCUCCGGUCAGGAUCAAUGCUCACCUAAAGGACUUGUGGAUGAGGGUUCUGGGAAACAAAUCACCCAUUCGAAAAGUUCGGGGCUUAGAAUCUACCGCUAAAUCAAACUAUGAGUAUGUCCCUUCCAAAACCAAAGAAUCUACCUACCGUUCGGCAACACAAACGAGGUACUUGGAGGCUAGACCGAUAAGCCUGCAGAAAUAUUCGGAGGUUUACGGCUCCGAGGAAAUCCCUAGCCCAGAUCCCGUCAUCCGACUUCUUUUUCAAAAAGUCCAGAAGAUGGAAAAACGAUCGAGUUCGCUCUCAGGAAUCGGAAUGAGGAAAUCUUUGGCCAGGACCGUUUACCGAACGCAUAAAACGCUCACUGCAGGAUAG